CCGACAAGGGCUUCUCAAUUAACGUUCUAUGUCUGUGCACGUAAUCGUAAACCGUAUACUGCAGUUGUGCAAAGAAGUUCAUCGUGGUCGUUUCGACUGCCAAUCGAUUGAAAAAUUUUUGAAAAAUCUUAUAACGAUUGUAAUCGUUAUAUCUGUAAUAUAAUUUGUAUUUAUAGUGUCGUUCAAAAAAUAAUUUUUACAUCCUAUCGUAGACAGGAUGUCAGAGAUCUCGCAAACAACAUUAAUUGCCGAGGACAUGUCAGACCGAAGGCUAGACUUAUAAGCGAUCUUAUUACCGGAGUUACGGCGAACAGUCGCGAGACAUACGUGAAAUAGGAAGGAUGGACAGAUGGGCAGGGAAGGUGGCCGUGGUAACGGGUGCAAGUGCCGGAAUUGGGGCCGCGAUCGUCAAGCAAUUGCUCACUCAUGGGAUGGUGGUAGCAGGUCUUGCCAGAAGAGUAGAAAAGAUAAAAGAAUUGGAGCAAGGGUUGGAAGAAUGUUCGGGAAAGCUGUACGCCGUAGAAUGCGAUGUAUCAAAAGAGGAAAGCGUGAUCGCAGCUUUCGCGUGGGUUCAAGAAAAUCUUGGCCCUGCAAAUGUAUUGAUCAACAAUGCUGGAAUAACAAAAGAAUCUUCUCUUAUAGAUGGCAAUUUAGAAGAUUGGCGCUCUGUCUUCGACGUGAACGUUUUCGGAUUGUGCCUCUGCACUAAGGAAGCAAUUCGCAUGAUGCGAGAAACAGGAGGCGAAGGUGUCAUAAUAAACAUAAACAGUCUUGCAGGUGAAAGAGUGCCUUUCAUACCUGGAUUCUCCGUUUAUCCAGCUUCAAAAAGAGCUAUCGCUGCUCUGGCGCAAACAUUGCGACACGAGCUGACGGGAACCCAAAUCAGGGUUACGGGUAUUAGCCCAGGUUUAGUAGCCACAGAGUUAAUGGUAUCUUACAGCACGUAUUCUGAGGAAGCAUUAGCAUCAUUUCCCACAUUGGAUCCAGAAGACGUCGCAACAGCUGCAAUAUAUAUUUUAUCAUGUGCCCCGCAUGUUGUCUUGCGAGAUUUAUGGAAUUAUACAAAGACGCUUACCAAGAGACAAGAAUUGCAGGAAGCGAGACAUUUAUUCAGAGAAGCAAAACAUCUUAUAAAAAUUAAGGCAAAAUUAGAUCAAAUUUAUCGUGUAAUUAACAAAGGAUUGUUUCACAAUCCAAGAUUUCAUUCACUUCAUGCUAUAAAAGGAGACAUUCAUUUUUCUGAAGGAAAAUGGACAAAAGCCAUCCAGAACUAUGAAAACGCAAAGCUUUUUGCCAAAGAUGAUUAUACAUUGACGAAAGAGAAAUUAAAAAAUAUUUACAAUGAUCAAUUAGUCAAUGCUUAUAAGAAAAGAAGUGAAUUCUAUUGUGAAAAUGAUAUGUUAUUAGAAGCUUUGAGUGACUAUGAACAAAUUUUUUUAUUUAAAAUACCUAAAACGAACAUAAUGGAAAUACAAGAUAGGUUAUUAGAAAUUUUACGUCGAUUGCAAAAAUACGAUAAAUUUCGAAUGUAUUGGGAUCAAUUUAUAAUGAAUCCUGAUCCUAUGAGGAUUUCUGAUUUAUUAGCUGUACAUGCAGAAUAUAAGAUUCAUCUUAAAGAAAUGGUUGUAUUUAGUACUGGUCAUGCGUUAUCAGCCUAUACUGUUUUAUGGUGCAUGCAUUCUUGUUACGACAAAGGUUUGGUCACAAUUGAAAAAGCACUGGAUUGUAAUCCAUACAAUCCAGGAUUUAAUUUAUUAAAAACUGUAGUUUUACGAUUGUCUGGUCGUUUCGAAGAAGCAAAUAUAUGGUUAGAGAGUCUCAAUAAAAAUUUUUUUAAACUAGUAAAACCGACAAGAGACAAAGAAAAAUCGAUCAUGGGAAAGCUUUCGAUUAGAGAAACAAGAAAUCAUUUGAUCAAACAAUGGUAUCUAAUACGAUAUGAUAUGGCGAUGCAAUGUCUGUUAGAGAACAAAAUCAAUAUGGCAAUACAAAUUGUAUUGAAAAGUAACUUAGUUAAACAAUAUCCAGAAUCAUAUCUAUUAUUAGGCGACUGUUUUGUCAAACGUAAUGAAAUUAAUUUGGCACUAAAAUCAUAUCUCAAAUGUCGAAAAAAGAUGCGCAAACUGAAUUUACCAUUUUGUCAAAAGACUAUCGAUUUAGCGGAACGAAUAAUCGAUAUCCUGAACGAUAAAGCAGAAGUGGCGAUAAACAAUAGAGAUUCGAAACGAGCCAUUAAUUUAGCUGAACAAAUACUUCAAAUAUUUGAUGAAGAUAAAAUACCAUUAGAAGAAUUACGUUUACAACGUAGUCGUGCCCUUAUCCAUAAAGCUCGUGGUCUAUUUCAAAUAGAAAAUAAUAAAGUGAUUCGGAAAAAACAAAGUUGCGAGAUUGCGGCUGAUAGUUUGAGGUUUGCUCGCGAACUAAAUCCGGAUCUGUAUCAAGAAUUCGCAAUGGAACAAAAUUGGGUUGAUAAAGUUGUUUUAGUUACUGGAGCUAACUCGGGCAUUAGCAAAUGUCUAAUAGAAUGUUUAGUUGGCAAAGGAAUGAAAGUUAUUGGAAUUGCUCCACAAGUCGAUAAAAUGAAGACUCUUGUUGAGGAACUAAAAUCGAAACCCGGAAAACUAGUUCCUCUUCAAUGCGAUCUUUCCAACCAGAACGAUAUUUUGAAAGUCAUAGAAUGGGUCGAGAAGAACUUAGGAGCUAUAGAUAUUCUCAUCAAUAAUGCAGCUAUUAAUAUUGAUAUUACAAUGCAAAAUGAUGAAGUAUUAGAUUGGAAGAAAAUUUUUGACAUAAAUCUUCUUGGACUGACUUGCAUGAUGCAAGAAGUUCUGAAAUUAAUGAAGAAAAAAGGAAUUAAUAAUGGUAUUAUUAUAAACAUCAAUGAUGCUUCUGGACUGAACCUACUACCAAUGAAUCGUAAUCGUCCAGCUUAUUUAGCCAGUAAAUGUGCAUUAACUACCUUGACAGACUGUCUUAGGUCUGAAUUAGCACAAUGUGAAUCCAAUAUCAAAGUCAUUUCCAUUAGUCCUGAUUUAGUGGAAACCGAUAUGACUGCACAAUGGUUAAAAGAAAACUCUCGUCUGGCUUUGAAACCUAAAGAUGUUUCCGAUUGUGUUCUCUUCGCUUUACAAACUCCUGACAAUGUCUUGAUCAAAGAACUGGUUGUCACACCGAAUCGUGAAACGAUAUAAAGAAAAACCAAAUACCACUUAUUAUUUUUCCAUAUGUUUAACAAAAACAUAACAAUUAAUACUUGUAAAUAA
Messenger RNA from Apis laboriosa (Himalayan honeybee), 3263 nucleotides. RefSeq lists its product as uncharacterized. NCBI's taxonomy places the organism in Eukaryota, Metazoa, Arthropoda, Insecta, Hymenoptera, Apidae. The record is from RefSeq and is a predicted model, not a curated record. The coding region runs from base 342 to 3191 and encodes 949 amino acids. Gene Ontology annotation, molecular function: protein binding; oxidoreductase activity. The transcript is spliced from 15 exons.